AUGGGCUUACGGACAGAUCCAUCGACAGAAAACGGCACGGUGUUCAGCAAAGACGUUCUCAAGAUGGAGAUGAUCGGGCCUCAAGAAGACCACCUCACCAUCCUUGAGGUCACAGGCAUCUUCCGCACCGCGAUACAAGGGACGACCACUAACACCGACAUGGAAUUGCCACACAAAGACUAUGACAAGAUCGGCGAGCGUACCCUCUGUGUACUCACAAAGGCUGAUUUAGUACUUGAACCCACUGCUCAGGCUACUGUCCGUAACCUUGUCCUAGGCAACAAACGCCCGCUUUCUCUUGGCUACUUACAUGUUCGAAACCGUGAAGCAGAUGGCAGCUUUCAACAGCAGUCUGAGCUUGACCGGGAAUUGCAAAAACAGGAAUGGAUUGAUCUUCCUAAGGACCAGGCAUAUUGCGGCUCUCAAAGAUCAGCUUAA
Messenger RNA from Trichoderma atroviride IMI 206040, 438 nucleotides. Lineage: Eukaryota; Fungi; Ascomycota; Sordariomycetes; Hypocreales; Hypocreaceae. The record is from RefSeq and is a predicted model, not a curated record.